UUCCCGUCCCGUCCCGUCCCGUCCCGACACCAUGGCCGGGAUCAUCAAGAAGCAGAUCCUGAAGCACCUCUCCAGAUUCACCAAAAACUUAUCCCCUGACAAGAUAAACCUAAGCACACUAAAAGGAGAAGGCCAGCUGACCAAUUUAGAACUGGAUGAGGAGGUUCUCCAAAACAUGCUGGAUUUGCCAACAUGGCUUGCAAUCAACAAAGUCUUUUGUAACAAAGCAUCCAUUCGGAUCCCAUGGACAAAACUGAAAACACAUCCAAUCUGCUUGUCCCUAGAUAAAGUGAUAAUGGAAAUGAGUACAUGCGAAGAGCCACGUGUUCCUAAUGGCCCAUCACCUAUUGCAACGGCGUCAGGACAGAGUGAAUAUGGUUUUGCUGAAAAAGUUGUGGAGGGAAUUUCUGUUUCUGUAAAUUCCAUUGUGAUCCGAAUUGGAGCAAAAGCAUUCAAUGCUUCCUUUGAACUUUCUCAACUGAGAAUAUAUAGCGUAAAUGCAUACUGGGAACAUGGAGAUCUAAGAUUUACACGAAUACAAGAUCCUCAGCGCAGAGAGGUUUUGACAUUUAAAGAAAUAACCUGGCAGAUGAUACGAAUAGAAGCUGAUGCUAUCCAAAGUUCUCACCUUGAAAUCAUGAGUGCUCCAGUUCGAUUGAUAACUAAUCAGUCGAAAAUCAGGGUCACCCUUAAAAGAAGGUUAAAGGACUGCAAUGUCAUAGCAACAAAGUUGGUUCUAAUACUGGAUGACUUAUUAUGGGUUCUAACUGACUCCCAGUUGAAGGCCAUGGUACAAUAUGCAAAAUCUCUUAGUGAAGCAAUAGAAAAGUCAACAGAGCAACGGAAGAGCAUGGCUUCUGAACCUAUGCCGAGUUCCACCCCUGCUCCAAGUUCCCAGCCAGUGAAAACCCCACAGACUUCAUCAGCACCUGACCAAAAUGAUGCAAUCGUGAAACUGUUCAGCGAGUUUGAUGUUAAGGAAACGUCUCAUCACUUAGUGAUUUCCCACUUGGAUCUCCAUAUAUGUGAUGACAUUCAUGCUAAGGAAAAAGAGCCAAACAGACGCAUUACUGGAGGGGCUAUGCAAGUGUCUUUUAGUCAACUAACUGUAGACUACUACCCGUAUCAUAAAGCAGGAGACAGUUGUAGUCACUGGAUGUGUUAUAGUGAUGCCACAAAAACCAAGAGUGGAUGGGCCAAAGAAUUAUUACAUGAGUUCACGUGCAAUGUCGAACUGCUUAAGCAAGCUGUGGAGGAUCAUAAUGCAGGUUCACCGCCUAAAUCUCCAACACAUGGUUCUCCUCAGCAUGUACAAACAGGGAGAGAAUCCAUACCCAAAGGAACUUCCAGAACUCCUUCGCUAUCACCUCAGCAACCAAAAGCCAAACUGAUGUCAAGCUCCUUUGUGGUUAGACUUGCAGAUUUCAAUGUAUACCAGGUCUCUACAGCAGACCAGUGUCGUUCUUCCCCCCAAACCAUGAUUUCCUGCAAUAAAAAAUCCCUUUAUCUUCCACAAGAAAUGUCAGCUGUUUAUAUAGAGUUCACUGAAUACUACUACCCAGAUGGAAAGGAUUUUCCCAUUCCAUGUCCCAAUCUUUAUGUUCAGCUAAAUGCACUGCAGUUUUCUCUCGAUGAGAGAAGUAUUCUUUGGUUAAAUCAGUUUGUGCUGGAUUUGAAACAGAGUCUCAAUCAGUUUAUGGCUAUGUACAAAUUGAACGACAGUUCAGAAUCUGAUGAGCACGUGGACGUUCGAGUCGAUGGAUUGAUGCUCAAGUUUAUCAUUCCUUCUGGAAAGAAAUCAGAACAUCAUCAAGAUCAGCCACGUGCACUUUCAAUUCAGAGUUCUGAAAUGAUUGCCACAAAUGCGAGGCACUCACCAAACUGUAGACACUCUGAUCUGGAAGCUUUGUUCCAAGACUUCAAAGACUGUGAUUUUUUCAGUAAAACCUACACCAGUUUUCCCAAAUCUUGUGACAAUUUUAAUCCCCUGCAUCCGAUUUUUCAGAGACACGCUCACGAGCAAGAUACCAAAAUGCAUGAUGUUUAUAAGGGAUACGUAACCCCCAAGUUGAAUAAAUACAGUCUUAAAACCUCUGCAGCAACUGAUGUCUGGGCUGUGCACUUUUCUCAGUUUUGGAUAGAUUUUGAAGGAAUGAAAAGUGGUAAAGGACGGCCAGUAAGUUUUGUCGAUUCUUUUCCCCUUUCCAUUUGGGUUUGCCAGCCAACAAGAUUUGCAGAGUCACAAAAAGAGCCCCAGUGUUAUGAUCCGGCACCUUUAAACAUUUCCAAAAGUGAAAGUAGCGAUCUAGCUGGUCGCCUGAAGCGCAAAAAACUCCUGAAGGAAUAUUACAGCACAGAAUCUGAGCCCUUGACCAACGGUAUGCCAAAACCACCUUUAUCAGACUUACCUUCUGGAUCUUCAUCAUCAGAUGCGGAUAUCCACGUCCUGGUUCACGUUCAAAAGCACGUGAGCAUGCAGCUCAAUCACUACCAGUACCUGCUGUUGCUUUUUCUCCAUGAGUCCCUUGUUCUACUUUUAGAAAAUCUAAGGAAGGACGUGGAAGCUGUAACAGGUAAACCUGUCAAGGAGACAUCCAUCUGCAUCGGGAUUUUGCUUAAAAGUGCCGAAGUGGCCCUGUUGCUCCACCCACUUGCUCCCGCCAGCACUUUUAAGCCCCCUGUUUCUGAAGGUGAAAGCCCUAGGGCAACUGACUUUUCAUCGGUGGAGUAUGGAGAUGCCCUUGCAUCAGAAAGGAAAGCAGUUCCUAAUGACAGGACUCACAUCAGCAGCUCAAAUGUCAAUUUCAGUUCAGAUAGUAGGUCUAUGAGUGUUGAUCUUAGUCAGGUUCCUUUGAGGGAUUCCUCUCUUUUUAAGUCAGCCAGCGAUACAAAUCUGCAGAAGGAGAUUUCUUUUCUAGAUCACUCAUCCGUUAAAAGUUUAGGGAAAAUAAAUGAAAAUGAAGGCAAUAGACUACCAACAAGUGGCUCGGAUGAAGCCCACUCAGACUUAAGUGACAAACAUAGCUUAUGUUGCACCGAUUCAACAAAGAAGAGGCAAGACCCAAGCGGUUUGUUAGUUGAGAAAGAUGAUGGUCAAAACGUUUUUUCAAAUAAUCUAACUGAUAAAGAAAACGGAAUCAUCGACUUGACUUGUAAGGAUACAGACUUGGUACAGGACACAGCUUUACACUCCCAGGAUCAGUAUAUCAGCAAAGAUAAGGCAACCUCAGCUAGAAUGCUUACCUCCCAGUCCUCGUUAAGUGGAAAGCCUAAGGACCGCUGCCAGCCCAACCAGCCUGCAUUCUCUGUGGCUUAUAAGAACAUGAAGAGAAGCUCUUCACAGGUCUCAUUGGACACCAUUUCAAUUGACAGCAUGAUGCUGGAAGAGCACCUAUUAGAGAGUGAUGGGUGUGAUAACCAUAUCUUUUUGGAGAAAGGUAUUGAAGAUCUGUCGACUAUAAGUUAUCAGAGUCAAGCAGAAAGUUCAGUUGUAGGGACAAGGAUUGGAAAUUGUGGUGAAUCCUCUCCAGAUGCCACUAGUGCAACUUCAGAAAGUGCUCCAGAAAACAAUGAGGACCUGAUAUCAGUUGUGGUGUUUAAAAUCAUGGGUGUAAAUGGUGAAAUUGAUAUCAGAGGUGAAGAUACAGAAAUUUGCCUUCAAGUGAACCAGGUGACACCAAGUCAAUUGGGCAACAUAAGUGUUCGGCAUUAUCUUUGCAACCGCCCUGUUGGUUCAGAUCGCAAAGCUGUACUUGGUCUUGUUAAAUCUUCACCAGAGAUUACGCUUAGGUUUGAAAGUGGGCCUAGUGCUGAGAUACACUCUCUAUUAGCAGCCAAAAAUGGAUUUCUUCAGUGCCAUAUAGAAAAUUUUAGCACCGAAUUUCUCACAUCCUCCCUUAUGAACAUUCAACAUUUUCUUGAAGAUGAAGCAGAAGCAACAGUUAUGCCAAUGAAGAUACAGAUUUCCAACACAAGGAUAAACUUAAAAGAUGACAGUCCACGGAAGACAACCUUAACUUCACAACCAGCUCCUGUGAUGCUACAUAUUGAUCACCUUCUUGUAGAGAGGAAUGAUGAUGGUUCUUUCCAUAUCAGAGAUUCUCAAAUUCUGAAUACCAGUGUUGGGAAGAAAAACAUCACAAGUGAUACACUGGAGCAAACUGGAAAGAAUGAACCUCUGAAACAACAAACCUUUGGGUCUCAAGCUACACAGACAUGCACAGAAGUUCCUGGACCUUCUAGUUCAAUAGACCAUCCUCCUAGGAGUUCUGUUGACCUUGUCAGAAAACAGCUCCUUGAAGAAAAUGAAUGUCUUAAGCAGGAACUGGCAAAAGCAAAAAUGGCUCUUGCAGAGGCCCAUAUGAGAAACGAUGCACUACUCCAUCAAAUAAAGAAGAUGACAAGUGACCCUCAUUAGUGGCAAUCAGAUGUUCAGAUUACUGCACUCACAUAGGAAGGGCUGCACUUACAGUACGGGACUUCUGAAGGACUCUUGCCUUUCCUUGCACAUUGGAAUAAUGACUUCCAAACAGAUCGUAAAAGGAUUAAGUUCAAAUUAUUUCAGCACUCCUUUUUAUUAUUAUUUUUUGGUGUAACUUUCUCUUAAUGCUGUUGUGAUGCAGAGCAGUUUAUCAUACUGUAUACUAUCCUUGAAAUUGAAUAAAAACACUCUCAGUUGGAA
Messenger RNA from Tachyglossus aculeatus (Australian echidna), 4681 nucleotides. RefSeq names its product UHRF1 binding protein 1 like (gene BLTP3B). Lineage: Eukaryota; Metazoa; Chordata; Mammalia; Monotremata; Tachyglossidae. Bases 32 to 4417 code for a protein of 1461 amino acids. The transcript has 21 exons. The record is from RefSeq and is a predicted model, not a curated record.